AUGACGGCGUCUACGCCCUCUACCCUAUCCCGCUCUAGGAACGCCAUAUUGUUCCUCGCCGGCGUAUCCGCUGCAUACGCGACAUAUCUCAUUGUCACCAACGUCCAGAGCCCCGGCGCAGGCGAUGGCCUCCAGCGCAGCAAUGCGGUCCGUAGACGGCGUCCACGCGACCAGCCCUCGGCACCCUCACUCCCUCUGAACGAACGAGAAAUACCAUUUCUAGGCCUAUACGACCUCCUCGGUUACCAGGUACCGCUUGACCCUCGCAAUCUGGGCACGCCGAGCGAGUUGCGCGACACGAUCCUGCGCGCGCAGCCACACGCCGACAAUGAUACGAUAGAGCGUCUCACCGAGAGCUUCUACAACGAGUUCCUCGACCGCUUACUAGUCGUACUCUACCCAGACCGCGCUCUGUCCCCGUCGCAGGCAGAUGAUAUCCGUAUCUGGCUGCAACAUCGCAACCCCGAUAAUGCAGGAGUGCAUCGUGCGGCAGUAGCCCGCGCUGCGGCAAGACAUGCGCAGAUAUUCCCUCCUGGCGAUAAUCUUGCUCUCGAUGACGCCGAGAGCGUCGCAGCUACAGACGUUUCGUUGGGAAGCGACGAGGACGCGGAUGACGCUAUCGAUCCCGAAGGCCAAACCCUCCAGCGCACGUUAUACCACAUUGCGGAGGAUCGCGCAAGACUGGAGGGCGUCAUACAUCGUGGAAUCACAUGCAAUGGAUGUGACGAGAAGCCCAUCCGCGGCACCAGGUGGCACUGCGCCAACUGCCCGGACUUCGACCUGUGCUCCAACUGCGAAGCAACUAACUCGCAUUACAAGAACCACAUCUUCUACAAGGUCCGCGUACCUGCCCCAUAUCUGAGCCUACAGAAACAGGAGCCGCUCUACCCCGGCAAGCCUCACAUGAUGAGCCCUUCGAUCGACCCAGCCCUCAAGAGACGCCUCGUAGCCGAGACCAAGAUGGAAGCAGAAGAGAUUGAGGCACUGUGGGACCAAUUCACUUGUCUCGCAGGCUCCGAGUGGGCGGGUGAUGCAACUGGAGUAGGAUGGGCCAUCGAUCGACGCGACUUCAACCACGCUUUCAUCCCUCGCUAUAACGGCUUCGUCGCCGCACCGAACCUCGUCUACGAUCGCAUCUUCGCAUACUAUGAUACGGACAAGAAUGGCCUCAUCGGGUUUGAUGAGUGGGUCAAGGGUCUGGACGGCAUGCACGACUCUGAUGUGAAUGUCAAGGCCCGAAUAGUCUUCAACGGAUACGACAUCGAUGAAGAUGGCUACAUAUCGCGCAAGGACGUACUACGCAUAUUCAGGGCAUACUACGCCAUCGAGAAGGAGGCUACACGAAACUACAUCUCAGAGCUGCAGGACGAAGUGACUGUGCGAACAGCUUUGGACACAAUACGCUCUAGUCAGCCACUUGGCUCUGCCUUCACGCCCCGUAAUAUGGCUGCCUCGAACGCCAACAACCCCCGCCUACGACACAAGCGGGAAGAAGACGCGAUUACGACUCCACCGCUGCUUGAGCACAAUAGCGAUGCAGCAGACCGGGCUGAGAUGAUAGGGACCGCAGGUAUCCAUCACGUCGUCGCACCCACCUAUAUACCGCAAACGCCAGGGGAACAACAGGCGGACAUCGUCACUCGGAGAUGGGCCCGCAGACAAUACUACAUUGACGAAGAAGAAGGCUUAACGCGGCCCGAAGGGUUUGAGGAAUCAGACCCUGGUGAGCCAGAGACUGCCGAUGGUGCGAACGGAACGACUGAAGCCGCAGAUACAAACGAAGACUUGGCCCGCAACAGGAGCUCGCGGUCAUCUUCAAGGGUCCGCUUUCAGGACGACGUGGAGAUGGACACACGCUCCAACGCCUCAUCAUCCAGGCCUGUCGGCGAGCGUUGGGGUGGCUAUGAGAUACCUCAGCCCGAGCAAGAUCUUGGCAAAGAGGUACUGUAUCAGGUUACGCAGCAGGCUUUUAACGAAUUGCUUAACCCGCUUUUCCUUGAGAAAGAAGAUAUGGCCAUGGACGCACAUGAGAUGCGCAACGAGCGUCGCGCAAAGGCAGCCGCUAUCGACGAGCUGACUAUGCACCACUUCACAGAGAGUAAGGCUGCUGUCGAAGCCAUUGUUCACGUCGGUGCCUUUCGAUACUCCAAGUGCAUGAUCGAUAAAUUCUGUCGGGCCCUUAACCAUGUACGCCCUAUUAAAAGCUUAUUCCGCAACGGCGACGAUACGCCAUGCACUCAAGAAGAAGCAUGCCGAGUGGUCGAAGAACUUUACGACAGUGUGGAAGCGAAAGUGCUCCAAUCCGUGAAGGUUUCCAGGCCCACAAAUGUUGACAACAUGACGACGUGGAACACUUUGUUGAUCAGGUCACGGCUUCGAUCAGAGGUUGUCGAUGCUACCAUGGAGUGUAUAGACAACAAAGGCUGGCUGAUACCACCACUUGUGAAUGAGAGUCUGCCUAGUAUUCACAGGGAUCCUACCAUGCCUCAAUUUCGGCCGAACUCGUCCAAUCUUCCAUCUGCAGGGACUUUGCAGACUACCUCGAACAGCUCUUCAAAUAGUAGUGUCAUUUCCGACACUGACACAUCCUCGAUAACCUCGGGCGAAGAUAUUAUGAAUCGUUGUUUCUUCAUCGCGGCAGGCUACGAUGGCCUGGAACGUUAUCCGGGGCAAAGAUCCGUUGGCGAAACUGAGCCCCUGAUACCUGAUGGUAUGGACUCUUCUGUAGGGGCUCCUCCGCCUGACUCUUCGGUGCAACAGCAAGACAAAGAAGAUGAUCCCUACACGAUCAAUUGGCGAUGGUACACCGACAAUCCAGAGUUUUACUAUCUCUUCGCUCAAGACUCUGAGGGCGUGGACACAUUCCUUUGCGCUCGUAACCCGAUCAAUCAUUCCGCGAGUCCACAUGACCCUGAGGCGAAUCAACUUAAGCCGUUGCAGCGCUCGAUUCGACAGCUCGCUAUGAACCCGAAGUCUAACUUACAUCUCAUAAUGCUAGCGAGUCUUGAGGCUGUUGAGCAGGAGAUUGACGAACGAAAAGGAAGCGGGCUGGUCAACUUCGAGGAGUUUUUGGAGCAUAUGAGGCAGGGCAGACUGAAGUUCCUUGAGGCUUGGAUGGAAUGGGUAAGCAUGUGA
Messenger RNA from Alternaria arbusti, 3135 nucleotides. RefSeq lists its product as uncharacterized. Lineage: Eukaryota; Fungi; Ascomycota; Dothideomycetes; Pleosporales; Pleosporaceae. Gene Ontology annotation, molecular function: calcium ion binding; zinc ion binding. Bases 1 to 3135 code for a protein of 1044 amino acids. The transcript has a single exon. The record is from RefSeq and is a predicted model, not a curated record. Gene Ontology annotation, cellular component: cytosol; intracellular membrane-bounded organelle; membrane.